Messenger RNA from Penicillium salamii, 3135 nucleotides. The record is from the annotation of a GenBank genome assembly. NCBI's taxonomy places the organism in Eukaryota, Fungi, Ascomycota, Eurotiomycetes, Eurotiales, Aspergillaceae.
AUGAUUGAUCAAAAGAUGAAAACUAUCGAGAAAGCCGAGGCUGAUGACUGCGCACUUGGUAGUGUGGCCAUGGAUGACAGGAGACUGCUGCGCAAAAUUGACUGGCAUUUGCUCCCUAUCAUGUUCUUGACGUAUUUCCUACAGAUGAUUGACAAAAUAUCUAUCAAUUAUGCCAAUGUGAUGGGCCUUCAAGAUGAUUUGCACAUGACGGGAAAUGACUUCUCAUGGCUGGCAACGGCAUUCUUCAUCGCAUAUGCUGUGGCGGAAAUCCCACAGGGCACCCUUCUUCAGCGGUACUCCGUUACCAAGGUGCUCGGUUUCAACAUUCUGUGCUGGGGAAUCAUCCUGUGCUGCUCCUCCGCGGCGAAGAAAUUUUCUCACAUGCUUGCGCUGAGGAUUUUACUAGGCUUAAUGGAAGCUGUGAUCGCUCCUGCUCUCACAAUAUAUACGAGCAUGUGGUACACACGCGCAGAGUCAACACCACGUUACGGACUCUGGUACUGCGGAUUGGGAGUCGGACAAAUCGUGGGAGGCCUCGUAUCCUUCGGUGCUCAACAUGCCCCGGCAAACAUGUCAUUUGGUGGGUGGCGAAUCAUGUUUGUCGUGAUUGGUGCUGUGAAUAUUCUGGCUGCAAUCCUUGUGAUAUUUUGUCUACCCGAUAACCUUGAGAAAGCACAUUUCCUCACCGAAGCAGAAAAACAACGAAUCUCGCAACGUCUUACUGAAGACCAGUCUGGGGCCGGGUCGAAGGUCUUCAGAUGGCACUCCGUUCUCGAAGCAUUUGGUGAUCUGCAAACUUGGUUACUGGUUUUACUCACUAUCCUCAUCACGAUCCCGAGCGGCGUUAUUACGACUUUCUCGGCAAUAUUGAUCAAAGGAUUUGGAUACAGCUCCAAGCAGAGUGCUCUGCUCAAUAUGCCUUCUGGCAUUGUAAGUAUCGUUGCAACCAUGGCCUCUACCUUCGCAAUUUCCAAAGGAUUUUCGCGCUGGCUAGCUAUCGAUGUGCUCUUACUUCCCACGCUUCUUGGAUCUUGCUUAAUGUCGUUUCUUCCAACCGAUAACCAAGCUGGAUGCCUUGUUGGUAUUUAUCUGGUCAACACGACUGUUGCUCCGCUGGCAUUGAUAUAUGCGUGGACCGGUGCAAAUUUCAAAGGCUACACCAUGAAGGUCUCGGGUGCAGGUAUUGUGUCUGCCGGUUUCAGCAUCGCAAACAUCAUUGGACCUCAGACAUUCCAGGCCAAGGACGCUCCACAAUACAUUCCGGCUAAAAUCACCAUCGUUGCCGUGAAUGCCGCAGCAAUCGUGGUCUCGACCUCCUUGCGGAUUGUUUACGGUAGACGUAAUUCUACUGCCGAUCGGUUAGGAAGACCUGCGCGUAGUCUGAUUGAAACGCGCCUAGCAGAAAAGUGUCAGAGUGAGGAUGUUCAUGACGACGAGAAUUUCCGUUAUAAACAAAGAUGCGACGGCGAAACGCCUUGUUCGCGAUGCAAGCGUAUGCACUUUCACCCGAGACAUGAUAGCAAACUAAUGGAAUCACCAGGUCUUGGUCAUGUUUGCAAGCCGCGCAUUCCAGAGAGACCAGCUAACUCAACCGGCGGACCGAAUGCACCGCGACGGCCACGUGCAUCGCGGUCCCGCGGCGGCUGUUUGCCCUGCAAGACAAGGAAGAAAAAAUGUGACGAAUGCCAUCCUCGCUGUAGUGAUUGCCGUCGCCUCAAUACCACCUGUCAAUGGCCAGUUAGUGCCACGCAGACUGAACCAGUAAUCCUGGAUCUGAGCGAUGGAUCCGUCUCCAAUUCAGCUCCAGGAAGCCCUGAGUAUGCUUCGAUCCGCGAUUCCGUCGGCGAAUCCAACGCUAGCCUAUCUAUACCAAGCCCGGCUUCUCCCUUUGACGCCGAGGAGUUUAUUGCCACGCUGUUCCCACACCCUUUACCGCAGAAGAAAGCCCCGGUAAUUUCAUUGGAACGGCCUUUGAUGAUAACCAAUCCUCAUCUGUGCACAGAUGAAGAUAAAUCACUUUUCAAUCACUAUGUGCAUGUCGUUUCCAGAGCGCUUUGCCGCUCUAGUACGAAACGGAAUCCUUUUUUAGUGACCCUUCUGCCAUUGGCGGCAGCAUCAGAUGCCGUCACAAGCGUCAUACUAACUUUGAGUGGUUGCCAUUGGAAGAGGGUGUAUCCGGGUAUUUGGGGAUGUGCCUUGAAGCGCCAAGGGCAAGCAAUCACACGAGUGAACGAACUACUCGGCUGUCCUGAUAAGAAAUCAAUAUUCGAAGCAUGUGCCACUGUGCUUCUUCUCUGCUUGACUGAGCUGUUCGAUGGCACCUCUCGAGUCUGGAAAUGGCACCUCAAGGCUGCAAGUGCAAUACUCAAGUCCGGUGCAUUCCCAACAGUUGCCUCUGAUGAAUGGGACUUCUGCAUUAGUCUCUUUCAUUAUCUGGACUCCAUGUCAACCAUCUCCCGUUGCAAAGCACCAUUGUUGCAAGCCACAGAGAAUUCCGGCGACGUGCCGAUCCCAAGCCGUCGAAACAGUGUACCCGAGCUGGGGCGGAACGACUCCACGGAAACCAUCUAUGGGAUUCCUCCCGCGCUCCUCGACUUACUGGGGAUGGUCAAUGUGCUGGCCAACCACCGCAGCAGACGGGUCGACGAACUGUCCGAAAUCGGCUUCCGGGCGACCGCGACACAUAUCGAAGAUGAGAUCGAUGAGUGGAGAGCUGCCUAUGAUAUGAAUGCCACAGACACCGAUAACAAGUCAGACACAAGCCAUGCAACCACUGCCUUUGAAUGGGCUAUUCGACUUCGGCUUCAUCAAAUCGUUGAGGGAUACGAUGCACUCCAUGAUUUUGUCAAGCGGGCGGUCACCACGAUUCUCGAUUGCGUGCAGGAAGUUCCCUACGCAAGUAGAGUAGAAGGGUGUCUUCUAUUCCCACUUGUCAUUGCAGGGUCUAGCAGUCUUGCUAUCGAGAGACGCAUGUCAGUCAAAGAGCGAUUGAUGGUGAUGGAAAACACCCUUGGCUUCAGUCACAUCCAUCAUGCGCGUCAACUGCUCGAGGCCGUGUGGAAUGGGAACGAAACUUCCGAUCUCAAUUGGGCUGCUGUGCGUUAUAGCCAGUUUCCCGGUGUUGUUUUCGUCUAG